AUGUCCUACGGUGUUCGGCAGCAAUAUCAAACUAUCAUCGAAUCGCCAAGGAGUUUGGCGAAGAAGAUCGAGAGUUGUAUCGUUAGGAAUGCUUUGGACGAAGAAUGUCGCGCUCAGAAAGCGCUUAAUCUACUUGAAGCUCGUGAUCGUCGUAUAGCUUUCCUCGAAAAAAGAGUUGCUGAAUUAGAGAAAGCGGCUAUUGGCAUGCAUACAAUAAGUUUGCACGCAUCCUCGACACUAUCCAGUUUGGACGAUCCAACGAACAAGGAUGCGUUUUAUAGUAUCACUCAGAGCGAACAAUCGAUGAAACUCGAGAACGAUUAUAAGAAUCUUGAUUCGUCGAGUAUCGAACAGGAUCAUCAAAACGUCCAAUAA
Vespa mandarinia (Asian giant hornet) is the source of this 375-nucleotide messenger RNA. RefSeq lists its product as uncharacterized. Lineage: Eukaryota; Metazoa; Arthropoda; Insecta; Hymenoptera; Vespidae. The record is from RefSeq and is a predicted model, not a curated record.